This is a messenger RNA of Haliotis rufescens (red abalone), 5982 nucleotides long. Its product is annotated as E3 ubiquitin-protein ligase ZSWIM2-like. Gene Ontology annotation, molecular function: zinc ion binding; ubiquitin protein ligase activity. NCBI's taxonomy places the organism in Eukaryota, Metazoa, Mollusca, Gastropoda, Lepetellida, Haliotidae. The record is from RefSeq and is a predicted model, not a curated record. The transcript has 13 exons. The coding region runs from base 270 to 2354 and encodes 694 amino acids.
UCUAAACAACAUGGCGGCGAUCAUAACACCGCAAGUCAAAAAGGAUAGGAAUUGCUUUGAAAGGCCUGGCGUGUAAUUUUCUAUUUUGCUUUGUAACACGAUGACUCGACAAACGUAUGAAACCGUUAUGAUACGUUUGCAAUAUUUUUCAUAACCUUAAUUUUUUAAGUCUUCAAACGGGUAAAAUUGUGUGUGAAACUAUGACGAAAGUUUCGAGUGUGUCGCCCUAGAAUCUAGCCUAUAGAUGAGACGGAGGCUAGUAUUUCAGGAUGUCACGAAGUGUACCAUGGCGCCGGACGGUGACCGAUGCCUGUUGCUGGCACCAGGCCGAAGCUCAAAAUGCGACUAUCUACAUCUUACGAGAGACAGGACCUACAGGAUUUCUAUUAAAAGAGGAAGGAGAAAGCAAGAACUUCAAGGUGUUCCUCGGAGACCCCCACAGCUGUACGUGUCCUGUGUUCAGGAAGGAGAAGGAUCUUUGUAAACAUAUAUCAUGGCUGCUGCUCAAGAAGUUCAGGGUCCCGAAGGAGAAUCCAGUCACCUGGCAGCUGGGGCUUGUGGAGAGAGAAAUCAACGAGAUACUGCGAGGACAGAUGUCCCCUCGACGUAACCAGGCCAAGAAGCCAAUGUCUAGAAACGCAACAGCGGAUGCUGAUGGGAGGACCGCAGUGCAGCAGAGAGACAUCGACAAGGAGGACGUGUGUCCUAUAUGCCAGGAGGAACUACUUGAUAAACGUCUCCCAGUCACCUACUGCAAAUUCGGCUGCGGGAACAGUGUCCACAUCAAGUGUAUGAAGAUCUGGGCCGAGCAUCAGCAGGGUGUUGGGGACAAGAACAUUAAGUGCCCCAUGUGUCGGGAGGACUUCGGACCCUUCAACCUCCUGAAGCUGGAGAUGCGGAAUGCCUCAGACAAGCAGGCGGCGGCAGGGAGGAUGGACAGACAUAUUGGAACCUGCUGCCGGAGCUGCCAUAUUGCUCCCAUUGAGGGCAAGUGCUACAGGUGCACACAUUGUACCGAGUAUUAUCUAUGUCAGUCCUGCUUCAACACUCCGACACACACACAGCAUUCCUUUGAAUACAGACAUAAGAGAAACCAGCGAUGGCGUCCAGCCGAGCGUAUGUUUGGUGCAUCGGUCCCCCGGGCAGUGGCCACAGACAUGAUGAACAGAGAGCUGUCCGCCUCCGACUACGACCUCCUGCUGCAGCUAGACAGCACGCAGCACACCAGCAUGACGAGCGACAUCCCGGAGGAGGUGGUCAACAUGCUCCCACUGGAGCGGGUCCGAGAACGCAGUCAGCUCCUGGCUCCCGGCUCACAGUGUCGCAUGUGUCUCCGCUCCUUCGUGGUGGGACAACAUGUGCGCAAACUUCCCUGCAAACAUAAGUUUCACAAAGACUGCAUUGACAACUGGCUACUCCACUCCCGGCCAACGUGUCCCGCCGAUGGCCUGCAGGUCUGGAGCCCAGUCACAGGAUUCGCGGAGCAGAUCGGAGCGCCACGGACCCUGCAAGCCAGACGUCAAUCCGAUGCCUCACUGCCUAGUGAGUCUACUUCCUCAAGGGGGAUAACUCUGGAGGUCCCAGGAGUAGGUAUAGCAUCUCUGAGCCAAGGCUCAGCCGGCAGACAAGACCCUGGGGGGAUGGUGCGUCGCCCCGUGCGAAACAUGUCCAUGCCCCACCGCCCCCCAUCCAGCAUGGAACUAGCAGGGGUAGCGCUGGGUGCUGAGGGGGAAAGACUUGCCUCCCACCACCUUGAUAUGGAGAAUAUGUUGCCGGGCUCACGACUUCUGCAGCGAGCCAUGCAGCAUCGGAACGAGCUCGCGCACCAGCUCGCUUACAUGCAGGCCGGGGAGGCAGGGACACCGCCACUACCUGCUGCACAGAUUGACCUGGGGGAUGUACUGAGGGCAGCAGGGAGUAACAGUGCCCCACCGGUGGUGGAGCGGAAGCCACCCACAGGGUCACAGACACACGCCAGGGGAGCAGGAGUUGAUUCUGCCGAGAGACGUGGCCGAGGUCGACAUCGCACAAUGAACCAAACAGAUGGUGCUACCAUUCGACACAGAUCAUCAAGUCGAGAGCGGAGCAAUUCACAAGAACGACAGAACCUUCUACGGAGCAUACAGGCAUUUCAAGGUUUGUACCUGGGGAAUAACCCUCGUAUCAAUCCACCACAAGGGGAGACAACUGGAAACUCCCAACGCCAACCGGCAAACCCGUACAGAAGAAACACAUCGUUGUCCACCAGGUCCAAGAGGACCCCCCAGUUGUCCGAGCAGGCACAAAGAACAGUGGAUAUUGUGAUGGAGGGCAGUCACAUAGACAGCCUCACUCUCAGGGACAUCCUUCGUUGAAGCAAGUCUUGUGAAAGAUGGCAGCACAUUUCUGGGAAGUCUGACCAUAAUGUGAUUUACCGAUUUUAGGAAACUGGUAGGCUGUCAUUAGGUUAUUAGGACAUGAUAAUUGUCAGAGGUUACGAGAUUAUAUUUUUGCUUUUUAUUACCUCCGGCUACUGGGAUAAAACCAAAGCAGGACACAUAAAACCACUUCUCAUACCUCCAUGUCAGAAUGACGUGAUCUGAUUUGUCCACAUGAUCUUGACAAAAUGUUAUGUAUCCAGCCUUGGUGGGGAUUUAAUUUCUCAGCGCGUGUAUAAAUCCCUUAUACCCCGACACAAACAAGUCAGACUGCAGGUGGAUUUCUAAGAGACAGAAUAAAUCCCUUAUAUCCCGCUUCAAAGGAAAAAAAUGAACUUAUCUUACCGACAUGUUUUAAAAUAACAUUGUAACAGAAUUAAAACAAAUUAAAAAUUGGUUGAAAACGGCUGUCCGAUUGAGCUGAAGUUAAUUAUGCUGUGUCACGUAACUUUCAUCGACUCGUAAACAUGCAGCUUUUUUUCGUAGCCAGAGAUUUAUUCUUCCACUCAGGAAUCUAUGUGCAGCCUGUUUUCUUCAUGGCGGGGUAGAAGGAAUUUAUUCUGCUGCUCAGAAAUUUGUUUCCUUCCGAGGGGGAUAGGGGGCGGUCGGCUAGCCUAGUGGUUAAAGCGUUCGCUCGUCACGCCGAAGACCCGGGUUCGAUUCCCGACAUGUGUACACUGUGUGAAGCCCAUUUCUGGUGUCCCCCGCCGUGAUAUUGCUGGAAUAUUGCUAAAAGCGGCGUAAAACCAUACUCACUCACUCCGAGGGGGAUACGUAGUCUUUUAUCAAGAUCAUAUGAACCAAUCAAAUUUCAACAUUCUGACAUAAGAGGUAAGACAAGGCCUGUUGUUAUACUUACAACAAAUCUCACUGACAUGAACUAGCUUAAGUUGGAUUAGAUCCUUCUUCAUUCUUGUUCUAUUUCAGUUCAGUCAAUAUUCCAUUGUUAAAUUAUAUGUGAUAGAGAAAUCAGAUAUUUUUUUAGAACUAAUGCAAGUUAUUCAGAUAUUUAGUUAUAAAAUAUGUUUUACAUCAUAAUGUUAAUGUUUUAUGACACCCUGUGUACACCAGCCCCCGCUGUAUUCCAUGAUUCCGUGGUCGCAGAAUAUUUUGCAGAAAUGUCCACUUGGUGCAGAAAUGUGCCUAUCUUGCAGAAAAUCACAUUUUAUGCAGAACUCGUAUAGAAUUUUGCAUUUAUGUGCUGCAGAAUUCAUCAAUUACUCUUCAGGACUUUAACAUGUGAGUCGAAAGCUGGUUUUAAAAGUGUAAUCGGAUAUUUAGUUCAUUUUGAUGUGAAGUUGGCUUUGAUAUUAUUGUUUACCGAAAGUGCAUGUCUGUAGGUUUACACGAGUGAUCUCCAGAUUCAAUUCAAUAAGGUGUUCUAGCCUUGGAUACGAUUAUCAUAAAAAUGCCUGCCACAAGUCAAACAUGCAAAACUACAAAAAUCAUGAAAACUUAAACUUAAGCUUAAACAGAAUUGUGUGCAGAAUUAUCAAAAUUUGGUUGCAGAAUUUACAAAAAAUGAUGCAGAAGUUUUUAUUGUUUUUAUCCACGGAAUAAAUCGAGGACUGAUACACCCAUGGCUAAUUAUAAGACGGUAUUAUGCUAUCACACCACCACACCAAUUUGCCAAAAGCCAUUGCCCAAGACCAAAUGUAUUUUGUUUUGAUAUUUUUUUGUCUGGUCUUGUACUGUCGGACAUGUAAGAGUAAUUAGCGGACAUGAGAAUUUUCCUCAGGUUCCCGGAAAUCCAGGAUUUUUCCUCUCGGUAUAAUGUAAAAUGCACUUAUUUAAAUCCUUGUUUUUUAAUUUUCUUAGGUGGGGGCAUGCCCACCAACCCUCCUAGACUGCUGAUGUUCCUCCCAAAAAAAGUUUUGCUGUUCUCAUGUCUGUAUUAGAAACCUAUUUAUUAUAAUGUAACAGCAGAAAAUACAUCUGUUAUAGAGCAAAGCAAUUACAUUACAGAUGUGUCAGUAAGCUCCAGAGAUUGCAAAGGAUACUCUACCAUUUGACUUCAAAUGGAGGAUUAUUUCUAUUGUUUACAUGUUAUGUUACUAUAGUUACCUGAUGCUGAUAGUGUCAUAUACCUGUGAUAAGUGGAUGAGUGAAUGUUGUUUUACGCUGCAAUCAGCAAUAUCAAUGCUGCCUGUAAAUACUUGAGUCUGGGCCAGAUAUAGAAAUGGCUGAAAGCAUGAGUAUCGAUGCAAGCUAUCGGGACACAAAGACACGAUCAGCCCGGUCAGAUGUUGUGUCCAACUAAUCCCAACUAUCAGUCACCCCUUAAAACCAACAUGGAGUACUAGAGACGUAUACUGUCCAGUAUGUCUCCAGGGUUCUAGCUGCAAUACGGUUAUUCGAAUGUAUAUAUGCAGGGUAAUGGCCAGACUAUUUCAUACUUGGUUUAAGAAUCUGUUGACUAUCAUCAAUUGAAAUGUGAAAAUAAAAUAAGUAAAAUGUUAAAGAAAAAAUCAUUUACUGUUUCUAUCAAUAGGAAUAAGUUAUUUAGAAUGCUAUAAUUAUAACCUGUUGAAUAUCUUUCUUUUACCAUCCUACCACAUAACAUUUGGGGGGGUGGGGAAUAAAAUGGAAUUUUCUUAUUUAAUUAUUUUCGACCUUUCAAACCCCAAGUCAUAAGUCAGUUACUCAUUUGAAAACAACUCCUCCUGUUUGAGUAAUUAUUACAUGAAAUUAUUAUUUUCUAUCUGAGAAGUUACUUUACAUGAUAGAUACCACGAAUUUGACUAUUUGGUUCCAGAAAUCUUACCAAUUUCAUGGGAUGUUAGUAAGGGUUAACGAUACACCUACCUCGAUACAUGUCGCGAUGCUUGUGCCACAAUACUCAUUUGACGAUUUUGAGUAAAAUUCAUCCUGUUCCGUACCGUCCUGCUAUCAAGGGGUUGUUGCUAUCACUCUGUGUUUAACUCGCAGGACUGUUUCAGCUUUCCUCUUACUGAUACUAUUAUGCAAUCAUUGUGUCUCGAGAUAAGAAGUGGGGCAAUGCUUACAGGAGUUAUUGCAAAACUAUAAAUAUUACAGUUUUGCUGCACUCAGCAUUAUUCCAGCCCGAUUUAUGUUAGGGAUAGCGUGUAUUGAAUCAUUGGUACAUCCAUGAGUUGUGACACCCCUAGAUGUCAGUGUCAAAUUGUUCCUCGUGUAAUGAUGUUAGAUAUUAUAAAAAGAUGAUGUUUAACAGAUUUACCACACAUGUUGUGACUUAUGCAUUAACCAUUUCAAUUUUUCUGUAACAAAAUGAGUCGAUGACUUAAAGAGUGUAAAAAGAUUUUAUUUACGUUAUUUAUUUUUGUACCAAUAAAUUCCAAAUAGUUGAUGGUAGCAAUGAGACUGUUUAUGCAAGAUGAGUUUGUUUGUAUUAUAUAUCUAGUCACUAAGAUGUUGCGUGCUGUGAUUCAAUGUACAUAUGAUAAUUUAUAGGACACAUUGUCAUUAUAAUUCCCAGUUCGAUUCCUGUCAAGUGGAAGUUAUGUAAACUUCCCAAUCUCAUUAAAAUCAUAUCUUAGUUCUCGCUACAGCUUAACAAAGAUCUGAGGACAUCCCAUUGUCAUGU